This is a messenger RNA of Hipposideros armiger (great roundleaf bat), 423 nucleotides long. RefSeq names its product tubulin beta-4B chain-like. Gene Ontology annotation, cellular component: microtubule. The record is from RefSeq and is a predicted model, not a curated record. Bases 1 to 423 code for a protein of 140 amino acids. Gene Ontology annotation, biological process: microtubule-based process. The transcript is spliced from 5 exons. Lineage: Eukaryota; Metazoa; Chordata; Mammalia; Chiroptera; Hipposideridae. Gene Ontology annotation, molecular function: GTP binding; GTPase activity; structural constituent of cytoskeleton.
AUGCGCCCGCGAUCCCCGAGGAAGGGCAGGGCCCUGCAGGGCGGGGACUGUGUUGCCUUGCCAGCCGCCAGGUGGCGCGCUGAAUUCGCGCCUCAGCCCCGCCCACGCGCGACGCCUCCCUUUGUGGCGGCUGGGCGCGCUCUUGUGCCACAGUCUUGUGGAGGGCUGGUGUUCUGGGAGGUGAUCAGUGAUGAACAUGGCAUCGACCCCACCGGCACCUACCACGGCGACAGCGACCUGCAGCUGGAUCGCAUCUCCGUGUAUUACAAUGAAGCCACAGGUGGAAAGUAUGUUCCUCGAGCGAUCUUGGUGGAUCUAGAACCCGGCACCAUGGACUCUGUUCGUUCAGGUCCUUUUGGCCAGAUCUUCAGACCAGACAACUUUGUUUUUGGCAAGGCACAGGCUAUUGGCAAGGAGAGAUGA